AUGAUUACGCCAUCAUACAUGAGCAAUGAUCGUUUUAUCUGGACCAGUGACAAACCGGAUGCGGAACUCAUUGAACCUGAAAUUUUGGCAUCGGUUGAUAAGAACUGGCUCACUUUCGGUUUACAGGUACAAGGUGUAGUGUUCGGCCGCCAGUUGCACGCCCUACCAUUUGUACGAACUACUAAUUCAACAACGAUAACUGUUUAUCGAAGGCCUACGAAUGCCUUCAAAGUGGAUGAGGACUACCCGUACAUCAGAAGAACUGAACUACCCAGAAAAGAUCGUUUAUUCAUCUAUUUGGCACCAGUUUUUCACUGGAAAACUCAGCCGAUAUCCGUGUUUAACCAUGCAAUGCCGUAUGAGAAAUUAAGGAUUUGUUUGAAUUAUACGGCUCAGAGCAUGUACGAAGGAUCGAAUUUCUCAUUGCAACAAGGACGUAAUGGAUGGAAUACGUGGCAAUUUUCAGAAAAAUGUCUUCAGAAGGCUCGAAAUUGA
Messenger RNA from Loa loa (African eye worm), 495 nucleotides. RefSeq lists its product as hypothetical. NCBI's taxonomy places the organism in Eukaryota, Metazoa, Nematoda, Chromadorea, Rhabditida, Onchocercidae. The record is from RefSeq and is a predicted model, not a curated record. The transcript is spliced from 4 exons. Bases 1 to 495 code for a protein of 164 amino acids.